UAACGGAAAUAUUUCGAAGCAUUAAUAAAAGUUAGAACGCUGAACUAAAAAAAAAACAACUCGACAUGGAUAUGAAUUUGGAAGGAAAAUAUACCCCCAAGGAUUUUGCAUCAAUAAUGGAUAUGAAAAUUCCACCAAAAAAGCCAGCAACUGAUUUUGCACCACCGCCACCUCCCCAGCAGCCAGCUGAUUUUGAGGCAGCCAUAAAAGCUACAGGAUUUGGACGUUUUAAUAUUCUACUGCUGGCAGCAGCAUUUCCAGCCAUGUUGGCGGGGGUUAUUGAAACAGCUGUCAUCUCUUUUAUAUUACCCAGUGCCGAAUGUGAUCUUGAUCUGAGUCUUAUGGAUAAGGGUAUACUGAAUGCCAUAACGUCUUGUGGAAUGAUUUCAUCUUCAUUGGCUUGGGGUUAUUUGGCCGACACAAAGGGACGUAAAGGCAUUAUGGUAUGGGGCUGUUUGGUGAAUGUUAUAUUCGUCCUCUGGUCGGCCAUGAGUCAAAGUCGCAUAGAAUUAAUUAUUGCGAAAUUCUUUUCGGGAUUCGUAAUCUCUGGACCAUUUUCUGUUCUAAUGCCUUAUAUAACCGAAUUUCAUGGCUGCAAUUACCGGUCACGCAUCACGAUGAUUAUUGGAACCAUGAUUUCCAUUGGCGCAGUUUUAUUGCCAGUAUUGGCAUUGCUUAUUUUGCCAAAUGACUGGAAUUUCCUACUAGGGAAUAUACAAUUCAACUCCUGGCGAAUAUAUCUGGCAAUAUGUGGCAUACCAAGCCUUUUGGGUGGACUGGUGUUACUAGGAUUUCCUGAAACCCCAAGAUUUUUAAUGACCAAAGGCAGAAAUGAAGAAGCUCUAAAAGUGUUUAGAACAAUGUAUGCAAUGAACACAAAGAAUUCGAAGGAAACGUAUUCGAUAUCGGAACUAAAAAAUGAUUUCCCCACUCACCAACCUGAAGAGGACAAUGUGAAAGUUACAGGAAUUACAGAAAUAAAUCUAACAAAAAAUCCUUUGCAAGGGCAAACUGGUCCAUUUAAACUUCUGUUUUCAAAGUCAUACAUAAGUUUGACUUUGCGAGUAUUAACCUUGAAGUUUUUCAUGUUGUUUGGAAAAAACACCUUGCGCCUCUGGUUGCCCCAGCUAUUUGCCUCCAUUAAUGAGUAUGAACAGAUAUCAUCGGAUGCUACAAGUCUGUGCACAAUAUUGGAGUAUAGCGUUAACAAAACCGAGAUUAUUACAAAUCCUGAAGAGACAUGCAUUGUGAUUAUAACUCCAUCAACAUAUGCCAAUAACAUUGUGGUGAGCUGUGUAAUAUGUGUUGCAUUUCUGGCUGCAGGAACUCUUAUAAACAAGUUGGGAGAAAAGAGAAUGCAAGUUAUAACCUUAUUAAUUUGUGCAGUUUGCGGUUUCACUCUCUAUUGGUCAUCGUCCACUGUUACAACGCUCAUCAUCUCUUCUACUUACAUAAGUAUGGGCACGAUAGCAAUGACAGCUUUGAUUGGGGCAUCGGUUAAUUUGUUUCCAACAUCAUCCAGAACCAUAAUUGUUUCCUCCUCCAUGUCAUGUGGUCUCAUCGGCACCAUUUUGGGUAAUAUCUUAUUUCCCAUAUUCAUGGCAAUGGGUUGCAUACCGCCGAUUGUAAUGUUGGGUGGUGUUAUGUUUUUUGCAGCGAUUUUGGCAUAUUCUUUACCCAGCACCAAGAAAUCAGAACUUAAGUAAAUGUCAUUUUAUGGUAGUCCUAGAGCAAUUUUGUUUUGAAAACGU
Messenger RNA from Musca domestica (house fly), 1751 nucleotides. RefSeq names its product synaptic vesicle glycoprotein 2A-like. Gene Ontology annotation, cellular component: membrane. Bases 66 to 1706 code for a protein of 546 amino acids. Lineage: Eukaryota; Metazoa; Arthropoda; Insecta; Diptera; Muscidae. Gene Ontology annotation, molecular function: transmembrane transporter activity. The record is from RefSeq and is a predicted model, not a curated record. The transcript is spliced from 11 exons. Gene Ontology annotation, biological process: transmembrane transport.